Rhineura floridana is the source of this 6022-nucleotide messenger RNA. RefSeq names its product phosphatidylinositol-4,5-bisphosphate 3-kinase catalytic subunit gamma (gene PIK3CG). Gene Ontology annotation, cellular component: cytoplasm; phosphatidylinositol 3-kinase complex, class IA; plasma membrane. Gene Ontology annotation, molecular function: 1-phosphatidylinositol-4-phosphate 3-kinase activity; 1-phosphatidylinositol-3-kinase activity. The coding region runs from base 714 to 4007 and encodes 1097 amino acids. The record is from RefSeq and is a predicted model, not a curated record. The transcript has 13 exons. NCBI's taxonomy places the organism in Eukaryota, Metazoa, Chordata, Lepidosauria, Squamata, Rhineuridae. Gene Ontology annotation, biological process: cell migration; phosphatidylinositol-3-phosphate biosynthetic process; phosphatidylinositol 3-kinase/protein kinase B signal transduction.
UUUGGCGAAGAAGGAGCCGAUUCAAGCAACCCUCCACGGCGCCUCUUCUUGUUCGGGACAGGCCCUCCGCUGACCUCCCUCUCGCUGACCUCCCUCUCGCGGAUUGCUUUCCCUCAAACGAACCCACUUCAGCGACAGCGCGGCCUCCUUCCCUCUUCUUCGCUGUGGGCUCCUCCCGCCUUUCCUAGGCCCGCUGUGCUUGCUCUGCCUUUUGUGAGCAAGUUGUUGGGUUGGAAGUGCGGCCGCCGGGGCAACCGCUGAGCGUCUCCCCCAGAAAGUUGGGGACUGAGCGGGUCCUAGAGAAGGAUUGCUAGGAGGGACUCUGCCGGGGUCAGGCUGUCUGCGGCGCCUCCUCUCGGGCGAGAAAACAACCGGAGCCGGCAGUCGGCCAUGUAAGCAUAGUCACGUUCCAGGAGCACCUGUGUGCGGAGGAAACCAGGCGAACGAGCUCUUUCUUUUGCAGCCUCAGUAUUGUGGAGAAAACCACAUUUAUGUGCGCUGUUGUCAUAUAGAAGGGAGACCUUGGUUCAGCACAAGCAGUACCCAAUUUUUAAGAUGAGAGGCACUGAAGAUAAACCAUACCUGAAGAUGCAGACUGGGAUAAGGUCUCCAUUUAAAAGGCUUGUUGAAAGAAGAAGGGCUAUAGUAGGUGUCGAAAAGACGACACCUGUCUAAUAUUUAAGAAGACUGAAUUCCAAAGGACUUCAUGUGGUAUGGAGUUGAUGAGUGGUGAGCAACCUGUUGUUAUGAGAGACGACAACAAACGAAGGAGGAGAAGGAUGAAGCCACACUGUACAGCAAGCAGUUUGUCUUCAACAGAAUUGAUCUCCAUUGAGUUCAUUUUGCCUACAGGCAACAUGUUAAUAGAUAUAGCCAGCAACUGUACAGUAGAGCAGAUGAAAGCACAAGUUUGGAUGCGAGCAAUAGAGAAGAAUCAGACCUCAGAUUUCUACCAUAAAUUCACUCCAGAUCAAUUUGUUCUUCAGUACCAAAAGAAGGGACAGUGGUAUGAAAUUUAUGACAAACAUCAAAUAAUACAGACACUUGAUUGUAUAUUGUAUUGGAAAGUGUUACAAAAGAAGGUGGGCAAAAUUCAUGUAGUCCAAAAGCAAAAGCCCACAGAGGAUGUUCAGGAGUUUCAAAAGCAACUCAAUUAUUUGAUUGGCUAUGAUGUCACUGAUGUAAGUAAUGUGCAUGACGACGAACUGGAAUUUGCUCGUCGCAGGCUAGUCACUCCACGAACAAUUGAAGUAACCUGCAGAGAUCCAAAAUUGUACUCAAUGCACCCUUGGACUACAUCCAAACCACUUCCAGAGUAUUUGCUUAGUAGAAUUGUGAAUAAUAAAAUUUUUAUCAACAUACACAGAGGAACAACUAGCCAAAAGAUUAAAGUAGCUAUUGAUGACACCCCAGAUCUAAUCCUUCAGAGCUUUUUCACAAAAAUGGCAAAAAAGAAAUCUUUGAUGAAUAUUCCUGAAAAUCAUAGUGAGCUGGACUUUGUUCUUAGAGUGAGCGGCAGGGAUGAGUAUAUUGUAGGAGAGACGCCUAUCAAAAACUUCCACUGGAUAAGACAGUGCCUUAAGAAUGGGGAUGAAAUUCACUUGGUCUUGGAUGAUCCACCUGACCCAAACCAGGAUGAAGUACAGAAAGAGGAGUGGCCCUUGGUGGAUGACUGCACUGGAGUGUCAGGCUAUCAUGAACAGCUAACAAUAGAUGGCAAGGAUCAUGAGAGAGUAUUCACUAUAUCAUUGUGGGAUUGCAAUAGGAAAUUUAGGGUCAAGAUAAUUGGCAUUGAUAUCCCUGUGCUACCAAGAAACACAGACCUUACUGUAUUUGUUGAGGCCAACAUUCAACAUGGGCAACAACUCCUUUCACAGAAAAGAACUACAGCUAAACCAUUUACUGAAGAAGUCCUGUGGAAUGCUUGGCUUGAGUUUGAUGUCAAGAUUAAAGACUUGCCCAAAGGGGCAUUGUUGACCCUGCAGAUAUAUUGUGGCAAAGCACCAGCAUCAUCCACAAAGGGUAACCAGUUGCAUGAUCCCCCAAGUUCUGAUUCUAAAUGCAAAACCCAGCUUCUCUACUACGUAAACAUUUUGUUGAUAGACCACCGGUCCCUGCUACGAACUGGUGACUACGUGCUUCAUAUGUGGAAAUUUCCAGGCAAAGGGGAAGAGCAAGGAAGUAUAAAUGCUGAUAAACUUACAUCAGCCACCAAUCCAGAUAAAGAAAACUCAAUGGCUAUUUCAAUUGUUCUGGACAAAUACUGUCACCCCAUAGCCUUGCCCAAACACAAGAUAGCAUCUGAUCUACAGGGGGAUAGGGCCAGAGCUGAAAUGCCCAACCCACUGCGCAAACAGCUUGAAGAAAUCAUAGCUACUGACCUGCUUAAUCCACUUACCCCUGAAGACAAAGAAUUAUUGUGGCAUUUCAGAUAUGAAAGUAUAAAGCACCCAAAGGCAUACCCUAAGCUGCUUAGCUCUGUGAAAUGGGGACAGCAAGAAAUAGUAGCUGAAACAUACCAGGUAUUAUCUAAAAGAGAAGCUUGGGACCAAAGCACCUUGGAUGUUGGCCUGACAAUGCAACUUCUAGACUGUAACUUUUCAGAUGAAAACGUGAGAGCAAUGGCAGUGCAAAAACUAGAGGGUUUAGAAGAUGAUGAUGUUCUUCAUUAUCUCUUGCAGCUAGUUCAGGCUGUGAAAUUUGAGCCUUAUCAUGACAGUGCAUUAGCCCGAUUUCUAUUAAAACGAGGCUUAAGAAACAAAAGAAUUGGACACUUUUUGUUCUGGUUUUUGAGAAGUGAGAUUGCACAAUCCAUGCACUAUCAGCAAAGGUUUGCUGUGAUCCUAGAAGCUUAUCUGAGAGGCUGUGGGAGAGCAAUGCUGCAAGACUUUCUGAAGCAGGUUCAAGUUACUGAGUUGUUGCAUAAAGUGACAAUGGAGAUAAAAUCCAUUUCUGCUGAAAAAUAUGAUGUCACACCUCAAGUAAUCGUACAGCUCAAACAAAAGCUUGAGAAACUACAGGACAGCAAGUUUCCCGAAUGCUUUAGAGUGCCAUAUGACCCUGGACUGAAAGCAGGAGCACUUGUGAUAGAAAAGUGUAAAGUAAUGGCAUCUAAGAAAAAACCACUUUGGCUAGAAUUCAAAUGUGCAGAUCCUACAUCCUUAUCCAAUGAAACUAUUGGCAUCAUCUUCAAACAUGGAGACGACCUGCGACAGGACAUGCUUAUUUUGCAGAUACUUCGAAUCAUGGAGUCAAUCUGGGAAGAAGAAUCCUUAGAUUUAUGUUUGUUGCCAUAUGGGUGCAUUUCUACAGGAAAUAAAAUAGGAAUGAUUGAAAUUGUAAAAGAUGCUACAACAAUUGCCAAAAUCCAGCAAAGCACAGUUGGAAAUACAGGAGCAUUUAAGGAUGAAAUAUUGAAUCAGUGGCUGAAGGAGAAAUGUGUAAUUGAAGAAAAGUUUCAGGCAGCUGUGGAAAGAUUUGUGUACUCUUGUGCUGGUUACUGUGUGGCAACCUUUGUACUUGGAAUAGGAGACAGGCAUAACGACAAUAUUAUGAUCACAGAGUCAGGUAAUCUCUUUCAUAUUGACUUUGGCCAUAUUCUUGGAAAUUACAAGAGCUUCCUUGGAAUUAAUAAGGAGAGAGUCCCUUUUGUGUUGACACCAGAUUUUCUUUUUGUCAUGGGAAGUUAUGGAAAGAAAACAAGUCCACGCUUUCAAAAUUUUCAGGAUAUCUGUGUGAGGGCUUAUCUUGCUCUUCGGAAUCACACAAACCUUCUCAUCAUCCUGUUUUCCAUGAUGCUAAUGACUGGAAUGCCUCAAUUGACUAGCAAAGAAGAUAUUGAAUAUAUCCGUGAUGCACUGACUGUUGGCAAAAAUGAAGAAGAUGCUAAAAAAUAUUUCCUAGAUCAGAUUGAAAUUUGUAGGGAUAAAGGGUGGACUGUACAGUUCAAUUGGUUUCUGCAUCUUGUGCUUGGAAUCAAACAAGGGGUAGAAAAACAUUCUGCCUGAUGACUUAUGUAUGUACAAAUAACUAGUGAGGAAUCUGCUUCUCCAUUUGGUUUUUAAUGUUUUCGACCAUCCCCAUUAAGUUGCCAAGGACUUUGCAACUUUUGUUACCAAAAAAAAUGGUUUUUGAGGUGUUGAUACUGCACAGUGGUGAUUUAAUAUAGACAAAAGCUUUGCUGAGAUGGCUUCCAUUUCCCCCUUUGUUACAGAUAUUUAAUAAGGUAUGGGUAGAAUUUAGAUGACAGCACUGAAAAGUAAAGCCCUGCUUCUUCCUGAUUAUUUUAUAUAGCUCCUUCAGCAGAACAGAAAAAUCCACUGAAAAUAGUGGAUUGUGGGGACCAUAUGUGUUGGACAUUACUACUUCAGGAUAAUGUUUAAAGCAGUAUUUUUCUUGUUAGGCUAUUUAAUUCUUAUGGUCUCCAAUAGCAAACAAUACUUUGAAAAAAAUUUCUCUGGGUGACAUCCAACAUAGCAUGAUCAGACCUUCACUCGUGCAACUCAGGUACUCCUUCCUCUUCUCCCAUCUGAAGCCCCCCGAGUCUGCUUCAGAGGGUUGGGGGACCUUCCAGAGAAGAUUUUAGGGACUGGAAGACAACAAAAAGAAACCAGAAGUCCUGUUGUGCAAGCAGAUUUCCAUUGUGCAAAUGGACGACAUCACUGAAUGUUGCCCUCUGCUUUCAUAAUACUAGCAAAAUGACUCCAAGGACAGUAAGUUGGCAGAGGAUGCAUUAUAGUGACAUCAUUCUAAGUCAAGAUAUAUCUAUUGCUGGAAUUAGUAUUUCACACAAAGUGAAACUGGAUCAUAAAUCUGUCUGGAAACCAAAGUGCUACAGAUCACAGAUUCCUCUGGUAGCCAGUCACUUGAGUGUUGCAGAUAAUCCCUUUGAAGAAAGAAAAUAGAAGAGCAAAUUAUAGGAGCCCAUUUGCAUCUGGGGGAAAAAGUGCUAGGGUUGCUAGGCAGUCACUUCUGAUCCAUUCUUAAAUUAUUUGUAACCAGUCCAUGUGGAGUAUGAAUCCAUGCUUGUUGCUGUUCCAUGUGUGAUAAUGGAAAAACUGUAUACCGACAAUUAUUUCUCCAAGAGAGGUACCAUGUGGGAAGGACUUGCACCCAUCUAAAUUUCAUGCUGUGUCCAUUAGGUUUAAAUGUUUCAACCUUCCUUCUGAAGUUUGUUUUUAAAUAACAUUUUUCAUUGCCUGGUGUGAUGAUAUAUUUAUACUGAUUAACAGUAAAUUCAGAGAAAUACUAUGCAUUAUUUAAAAGCUUUACAAUGUUGGUACUCGGUCCCUAGAAGAAACACUAUCUUAAAAACUCCUCCCUCAUUUACCAAAUGUUUUGAAAAGACAAAUGUUAUUUAUUUGCUCAGAGUCAGGUUUUGUAGCUUUUGAAUACAUACCAGUGCCCCAAUCCAGAGUGUUACUGUGGGUAUACCCAGUUUAAGAACAGGAUUUUUUUUUUUCAAUGGGACAUUUAUUUAGGAUUUCACCAUGAUUAAAAUAAAAUCUAAAGAUAAUAUAUUGAAGAUAAUUAUUAGGUGUUCACUAGGAAGAUGUUGGGAAUUUUAUAAUUGAUUUUUUAACUAUAAAAUUCUAAGAACAAUGCUGAUAGUACAAAUGUCUGAAUUACUCUCUGUGUAUAUAGGCAAAGCAAAGAAAUACUGAUUUUCAUGUGUUAUGUAACAUAGCAAUUAAUUGAUAUGUAACACAGUAUGUAUGUUAAAUGUAAAAUAAUUACUUAACAUUGUGGCCCAGAUUAGCAAAGAAAUACACAUAAGAUCUUGGGGAGGAAGUCACAUAUUGUGACUCUUUAAGCAAUAAUUAUUUCUUUCCUUGCCCAUUUAAAUUGCAGCCCUCUGUGCAGCAAUUUUAACAAACUAAGUAUAUAUUGGAAAGGCUAAGAUAUUGAAGUUGGUGUGAAAUAGGAAAAUGUUUUCGAACAAAGUUACUUGUGUAAGUUUUAAAACACAAUCGCCUUAAGGUCUUAAAAACUGUGUUCUGUCUUGAUCUGAUUUGUGUAUAUG